This is a messenger RNA of Penicillium atrosanguineum, 1518 nucleotides long. RefSeq lists its product as uncharacterized. NCBI's taxonomy places the organism in Eukaryota, Fungi, Ascomycota, Eurotiomycetes, Eurotiales, Aspergillaceae. Gene Ontology annotation, biological process: transmembrane transport. Gene Ontology annotation, molecular function: transmembrane transporter activity. The transcript has 2 exons. The record is from RefSeq and is a predicted model, not a curated record. The coding region runs from base 1 to 1518 and encodes 505 amino acids.
AUGGAGAAAGUUAAUAGCAAUUCUCUUCACGUUGAGGGGUCCUCCGCUACCCCCUCCGCCGUCGAGGCCGGCAAACACGAGGCCUUCUAUGUCGAGGAUCGGGUCGCUAAUCUGUCCGAGGAGCAUCGCCAGUAUCUCCUCGCGCGCCAUGGCACCCUUGAUCUGGAUCCUAUCCCAGAUAUGAAUGAUGCUGACCCUUAUAAUUGGCCAACAUGGAGAAAAUCAGUCAAUCUCUUCCUCGUCGUGUUCCACGCCAUGAUCGGUCUUUUCACCGCCGCCUCCAUCCAGUCGGCCUUUGUCGAAAUCUCUGCCGAUCUAGGUGUGAGCUUGCAGCGCACUAGUUACUUGGUCUCCCUGUUUAUCGCCGUCCUCGGUGGUGCUCCUCUCUUCUGGCGCCCACUAUGCAACCGCUUCGGGCGCCGACCUAUUUUCCUAAUCUCUCUCAUCUGCGCCCUGAUCGGCAACGUGGGCUGCGCGGAGAGUCACUCGUACGCAACAAUGGGUCUGUGCCGAGCUAUCACGGCUUUCUUCAUCAGUCCCGCUGCUGCCAUUGGUAGCGCCGUUGUCGCGGAAACUUUCUUCAAGAAAGAUCGCGCUCGCUGCAUGGGAUACUGGACUCUGAUGGUUACCAUUGGUGUCCCUAUUGCGCCGUUCAUCUUCGGCUUUGUUGUCUUGCGCGUUGGAUACCGCUGGAUCUACUGGAUCCUGGCCAUCACCAACGGUAUCCAGUUCAUCGUAUACUUCUUUUUCGGCUCCGAGUCGUUGUACCUUCGCACCGAUAACGCGCCCCGCCAGGUCACCAGCGUCAAGGAGAGCAUUUACAAGUUCCGUCGCAUUGACCCUACCCCCUUGCGCUUUUGGGACUUUAUUCAACCUCUGAGCUACUUCGCUAAGCCCUGCGUGGUUAUCCCAGCCUGCGCCUACGCUAUGAUCUUCCUCUUUGGUAGCAUUUGCCUCACUAUCGAAAUUCCCCAGAUCUACCCGGAGAAAUUCGGCCUCAACAGCCAGCAGGUCGGUCUUCAAUUCCUGGGUCUCAUCAUUGGAUCCGUCAUCGGCGAGCAGAUCGGCGGAUUGAUCUCCGAUCGGUGGAUGCUUCUCCGCCAGAAGCGCGCUGGCGAACCCCCGCCCCCAGAGUAUCGUCUGUGGUUGAGCUAUAUCGGCCACGCCUUGACUAUCUGCGGUAUCGUGGUAUUUGCCGUGCAACUGGGCAACUCGGGUGACACCUGGAACAUUACCCCGAUCAUCGGUGCGGGCAUCGCUGCUGCUGGUAACCAAAUUGUUACUACUAUCAACAUCACUUAUGCCGUCGACUGCUACCGCGCAGAUGCGGCUAGUGUGGGUGUGUUUAUUACUUUCGUUCGUCAGACCUGGGGAUUCAUCGGUCCCUUCUGGUUCCCCCAGAUGUUCGAGAACGUUGGCUGGGGCGGCGGUGCAGGUAUCGCUGUGGCAUUGAUGGUGAGCGUCAGUGUUAUCCCCACCAUUUUCUUGCAGUGGCGCGGCUCGAACUGGCGCAAGUGA